This is a messenger RNA of Ambispora leptoticha, 231 nucleotides long. NCBI's taxonomy places the organism in Eukaryota, Fungi, Glomeromycota, Glomeromycetes, Archaeosporales, Ambisporaceae. The record is from the annotation of a GenBank genome assembly.
AUGUUCAUGGUGAAUGCUUUGCCAGCAUCAACAAACAUACCAGCAACGAAUCCACCGCCAGAAGCGACAAGUCAACCACCAACGAAUUCACUGCCAAAAACGACAUACUUACCACCAACUAAUUCACUCCUACACACACCGUCAGUAAUUCGUCAGCAAAUAAUAAAGCAACCGAUACUACUUUGCCAUCUACUUCUUCAGCAGGAGCAUCGAUUUAUUGGUCUUUCGUAG